CCCUUGUGUCUCCUCUCCUGUGGUUUCAAUGAGGAAGUAGCAGAAAUGAGGUCUUCUCAAGUCCACAGUCUAAAUAUUUGGAAACACUUUAAAUGUUGGUUUAAAUCAUAUCUUCUCUAAGCCAUGUGGUUCUUAAACUGUGGCCUGUGCAGUUCUGGGGGUUUGUUUUUGCUGCGCUGGAGAAGAAUUAGUCUGUCUCCCCUGAUCUCUGAAUAUAAUGAUUUGUUUGUCUCCACAAGUUGUGGCCUGGGAGGAGUGUGAGUGUGUGCAUGUGUGAAUGUGUGUCUGUUCAUUGCAUGUACGUGUUGCCCAGGGCUAUUCCGCAGACUGUCAGCUGACAGAGCAGUAGAGAUAGUGUUGGGUUUCAUCAUGCUGUUUAUUCCCUGUGUGUGAAGUUAGAGAGGGGACAGCUCUGUAUGUGUAUGUGUGUGUUUGCUGUCGUACUGACGUCUCCAGACUCUGGUGUAAAGUCACACAGAGACAUGGCGGGUCCCUGCAGGGUGAAAAAGCACAUCGCCUCCCCUUCACCUCUGUCGUCUUCUUUCCCUCUCUCCCCUCUCUGUUUUUCCCUCACUUCGCCUCCCCAACACACCCUGAAGCAUGUCUGUUGUGAAUUCACUAAACUGCGUCAACAACAGAGGGAAAUUAUAGCUGUCUGUUUGUCUAUUCCUACUGUGUUAUUAUCCAGUCCCUCCACCCCCCACCCAGUUUAUUUCUUGGUGUCUCUGUCGCUCCCUCCUGGUCCCUCUUUCACCUCCGGCCACAUAUUGCGACACUGACUGUCAAAGACAGAUGACCCAAGCUUGGCAUGUAUAAGCGUGUGUGUGUGUGUGUGUGUGUGUGUGUGUGCGCGCCAGGAGUGGGAAGGUCUGGCUCUAACCUGAUGCUAUUAAUACCACCUAAUGAACAUAAUCUGGAGGGUAGGUUAUCCUCUUACAUUUGUUGGCUGGACGACUGAGGGGAGGAGUGGCAAGCGAGUGAAAGAGGAGGGAAAAGCUUUGCUGUAGUUUCACUCUGAAAGCGCUCUGUCUACGAAGCUGCAGUGCCUUUUCUCUCUCCCUCCUUUGCCGCACUGAAUGGAAGAAACAGAAAGCUAAACAGAUGCUUAAAGUUUCGUUUCUCAUCCAAGUUGAUCCCCCUCUAUAUUGUCCUCCCUCUCUCUCUCUCUCUCUCUGAAAGUGUUGUACCAGAGUGCAGUAGAUUGCUUUACUGUACUCGAGUGUAUAUAUAUAUAAACUGAGGCAAAAGUAUAAGAUAAAGACUAAACUUGCAAAGUACACAAAGUGGAAGCUGCAAUAAUAUAGUCUCCGGGCAUGAACUCUCUACCGGGUUACUCAGGAGCUAGAAUAUCUGGCUGUUGGACUCUACGAUCUGAUGGCAGUGGAGGUGGUGAGGGAUCACUAGACCGGCUUCUCCCCUCUGUAAGCACAGGCCUGUCACCCAGGAAAAGGACCACUAGCCAGUGUAAAUCUGAGCCUCCUCUCCUGCGCACCUCCAAACGAACUAUCUAUACCGCUGGACGCCCACCCUGGUACAACGAACAUGGAACACAGUCCAAAGAGGCCUUUGUCAUCGGUCUGUGUGGCGGCAGCGCUUCAGGAAAGACAACCGUAGCCAGGAAAAUCAUUGAAGCUCUAGAUGUUCCAUGGGUUGUGCUACUCUCAAUGGACUCUUUUUACAAGGUCCUGUCCCCAGAAGAGCAGACCCUUGCUGCCAGUAAUGACUACAACUUUGACCACCCUGACGCCUUUGACUUUGAUUUGCUGACACACACCCUGCGCAAACUCAAACAGGGCAAAAGCGUGAAAAUCCCUGUGUAUGAUUUUACGACUCAUGGGAGACAGAAGGAGUGGAAAACCGUAUAUGGAGCCAGUGUUAUCAUCUUUGAGGGAAUCAUGGCCUUCGCUGAUAAAGCACUGUUGCAGCUGCUGGACAUGAAGAUUUUUGUGGACACAGACUCUGACAUCCGGUUGGUGCGGCGGUUGAGGAGGGACAUUUCAGAAAGGGGACGAGACAUCGAGGGUGUCAUCAAACAGUACAACAAGUUCGUCAAGCCCGCGUUUGAGCAGUACAUUGAGCCCACCAUGCGUCUAGCUGAUAUUGUGGUACCACGUGGUGGCGGCAACAUGGUCGCCAUUGAUUUGAUCGUCCAGCAUGUCCACAGUCAGCUGGAGGAGAGGAAACUUCGCUGGGAUAUGGCAGCCCUUGCAUCUGCACACCAGGCCCAACCCCUCCCCCAGACCCUCAGCGUUCUGGAGAGCACACCCCAGGUCAGGGGUAUGCACACUAUUAUCAGAAAUAAGGAAACCAGCCGCGAUGAGUUCAUCUUCUACUCCAAGAGGCUGAUGCGUCUGUUGAUCGAGCGAGCGCUGUCCUUCCUCCCCUCACAGGUCCACGUAGUCCAGACCCCCCAGGGAGAGGAUUAUGAAGGCAGGACUUUCCACGGGAAGAGGAUCACAGGCGUGUCCAUCCUGCGAGCCGGGGAGACCAUGGAGCCGGCUCUGCGGGCCGUCUGCAAAGAUGUCCGCAUUGGCAAGAUCCUCAUCCAGACCAACCAGGACACGGGGGAACCAGAGCUUCAUUACCUGCGUCUACCGAAAGACAUCAGCGAAGAUCACGUGAUCCUGAUGGACUGCACCGUGUCCACUGGAGCUGCUGCCAUGAUGGCUGUACGAGUGCUGCUGGACCACGAUGUUCAGGAGGACAAGAUCCUGCUGGUGUCCUUGCUAAUGGCUGAAAUGGGAGUUCAUUCAGUGGCCUAUGCGUUUCCACAGGUCAAAAUCAUCACCACAGCUGUCGACAAGAAAGUCAACGAUCUCUUCCACAUCAUACCAGGCAUAGGAAACUUUGGAGAUCGAUACUUUGGAACAGAUGCCCCCCCUGACUGGAGCGACGAAGAGAUGGAUGAGCCGAGUUACUGAUUAAAUUACUGACAGUGCACUCACUUGUUGGGUGAUUCAGGGCAGUGCCCCUCGGAGGACAAUAUAAAGAUAUACUCUUUGCUUCUAUCGGGCCAUAACAUUUGUCCUUCAAGGAACAAACAAGGGAAAUAUAAACUGAACAGGACAAACGUUGCUAAUGUACAGUCACCUUGUUCUAAUUUUAAAUUACAUUAUUUAAUCUUGUGUAAAUAAGUUGUGGAAAGUGGUGUGAAGAAGUCUGAAAUAUUUUUAUAUGUUCAGUAAGUUUGAAAGUUGAAGUUUAUUUUGGUAUUUAAAUUGUGACAAUCUCUGUAUCGAAAAUGUGCCGACAUGUUUUGUUCUGAAAAGAUAUAUCUAGCCUUAAGCCGUGUACUGUGGACGACACAAGUGAAUGUAAAUUUGCACGAGCUGUAGAAAAAAAAUCAAGUUUUUAAGGUUAUUUUUACCACAUACCUUCCUCACAACUUUCACAAAAGUAAAAUCAGAACAUGAAGUAGUGUUGCUCAACUUCCAUUGCCACGAGCACUUUCUGAAGGACCAUUCAAUCGGAAAAUGUGUAGGUGUAUCUGUCUUUCUUUUUUUUUUUUUUUUUUUUUUUAGCUCUCUGGUUCAGCCUGCCUUUUCCUUCUCUGUGGAUGCUGACCUAACCAGUUGAAAAGGGUGUUGAAAAAACAUUUUUCAUUAUACAGCUAAAAGUAUGCACUUGUGGUGCGUAUUUAUUUAUGCAGUAUGUUCUUCAUUUACAUAUUUUUACUAUGGAUAAACCUGACCAGUGAACAGGCAAGUCGUGCAUCUUAUUACUGCUGUGAAAGUGGGUCAUCUGCAUUUAACAAACACAGAUUAAGUCUUUAUUUCAGUCCUUCACAUCCUGAUUUAUGCCUCUUUUUUCAUGCUGUAAAUGGGAUUGUUUACUUUUUUUGUUUAAAAAAAAAUGGGUGUUGAGCUGUGGAUGCAUGAAUGCAGAACAUAUCAGAAAGUGUCUUGUUAGUGCCUGAUUUUUUUUACAUGGUAUCAGUAUUGAAACAAAUGAGAUCUGUUUGUUAGUGUCAGUGCCUGUUGCCUUGCUCUUCUAAGGAUCAUUUUUGAAUUUUCCUAGACGUGUGGUGGCAUUCCACAACAUUCACCCACAUGCUUGUCUGAACUGAUGCAAUGAGGCAUCAGAAUGAGAGCAUGCAUAGAAAGUGCAUUUUAGCAUUUUAAUAUCAUCAUGUAGUGACAUCCCAAUGAGUUACAUUAAUGUGAUGUUCUUCUCUGCAAGUUCACAAUUGAUUAUCAAUAUGCUGUUUAAUUUAAUGUGCAUUUCUUUGUUUAUUGAGAAAAAGGAAAUUUAAUAUUUAAUAUCAAAUAUUGAGAGAAAAAACAUGAAAUGUGGCGUGUUGAAAAUGUAACUUGCAACUUGUCACAUUAGCUACAAGCACUGUUACCACUGUAGUCUCACCAUUACCUCUCUGUUUAGUCACCUGCUACUGUACAGUAUGUGCUGAAUACAGCUGUUGGCAAGUCAUUCUGUACUGAAAAUCUAUUGAUUGUGUUUGCAGCCUCAGUGUUUUGACUGUGUGCUGUUUUGUGUUUAAAUCCCCUGCUGCAUGUUUUUUAAUAUAUUUAAUAAAAGUGCAAUAGAGCUUUUAAAUUUC
Lates calcarifer (barramundi perch) is the source of this 4555-nucleotide messenger RNA. RefSeq names its product uridine-cytidine kinase 1-like 1b (gene uckl1b). The record is from RefSeq and is a predicted model, not a curated record. The transcript has 15 exons. Gene Ontology annotation, cellular component: cytoplasm. Gene Ontology annotation, molecular function: kinase activity; ATP binding. NCBI's taxonomy places the organism in Eukaryota, Metazoa, Chordata, Actinopteri, Centropomidae. The coding region runs from base 1314 to 2921 and encodes 535 amino acids.